GGGGCCUGUGCAUCGCCCAGUCCAUCAAGAUCCCGCGGGAGCCGCGCCCGGGGGAGUUCGGCAAAGUCAUCGGGCGCCUGAUGGAGACGUCGACGGCGCGCGGGGUCGUGAUCUUCGCCAACGAGGACGACAUCCGGCGUGUGCUGGAGGCAGCGACCCUGGCCAACCUCUCGGGCCACUUCUCCUGGGUGGGCUCGGACAGCUGGGGGGCCAAGAUGGCACCGGUGGCCGGGCUGGAGGAGGUGGCUCUGGGCGCCAUCACCAUCCUCCCCAACCGCGCCUCCGUGCCCGGCUUUGACGAGUACUUCACCUCCCGCUCCCUGGAGAACAACCGCCGCAACCUCUGGUUCCACGAGUUCUGGGAGGAGGAUUUCAACUGCCGCCUGCCCCACGGCGAGACCCACGGCGAGACCCCCGGCGGGCCCGGCCCCGCGCCCCGCAAGUGCACAGGGCGGGAGCGGAUCGGCCGGGACUCGCCCUACGAGCAGGAGGGGAAGGUGCAGUUUGUGAUCGACGCGGUGCUGGCCAUGGCCCACGGGCUGCACAACCUCCUGGGGGAGGCCUGCCCGGGCGGGGGGCUCUGCCCCACCAUGGACCCCCCCGACGGCCGCCCCCUUCUCCAGCACAUCCGUCGGGUUGCCUUCAACGGCAGCGCAGGAACACCAGUGUCCUUCAACGAGAACGGGGACGCCCCGGGACGCUACGACAUCUUCCAGUUCCAGGGGGGCAACGGCACCGGCGCGUACCGGGCCGUGGGGCAGUGGGUGCAGGGCUUGCACCUGCAGGUGCGUUCCUACUGCAACCGCACCUCCUGCCGCCCCACCCCCAUCCUGCGCCUGCGCUGGGGGGACCCCUGGGCCGCCGUCCCCUUGGCCGUGGCCACCACGGGCUUGCUGGUCACGGCCUUCAUCUUGGGGACCUUCGUCAAGCACCACGAGACCCCCAUCGUGAAGGCCUCGGGGCGGGAGCUGAGCUACGUCCUGCUGGCCGGCAUCGCCCUGGUCUACAUCAUCACCUUCAUCAUGGUGGCCGAGCCCGGCGUCGGGGUCUGCGCCCUCAGGAGGCUCUUCCUGGGGCUGGGGAUGAGCCUCACCUACGCCGCGCUGCUCACCAAGACCAACCGCAUCUACAGGAUCUUCGAGCAGGGCAAACGCUCAGUGACCCCACCCCGGUUCAUCAGCCCCACCUCCCAGCUCGUCAUCACCUUCUCCUUGAGUGGCCUCCAGCUCUUGGCCGCCGCGCUCUGGCUCAUCCUCCGCCCCCCCCACGCCCUCAUCGACUACGAGAUGGGCAGGACCCCCGACCCCGAGGACGCCCGGGGUGUCCUCAGGUGUGACAUGGCCGAGGGUGGCACCUUGGCCUGCUUGGCCUACGCCCUCCUCCUCAUGUUGACCUGCACCGUCUACGCCGUCAAAGCCCGGGGGGUCCCCGAGACCUUCAACGAGGCCAAACCCAUCGGGUUUGCCAUGUACACAACCUGUGUGGUCUGGUUGGCCUUCGGGCCCAUCUUCUUUGGAGCUGCCCAAUCGGCUGAGAGGGUGCACAUGCAGACGGCAACACUCACGGUCUCCAUGAGCCUCUCGGCCUCCGUCCCCCUCGGCCUCCUCUAC
Molecule: messenger RNA, 1610 nt
Organism: Chaetura pelagica (chimney swift)
Lineage: Eukaryota; Metazoa; Chordata; Aves; Apodiformes; Apodidae
Product: metabotropic glutamate receptor 6-like
Exons: 8
Biological process (GO): G protein-coupled glutamate receptor signaling pathway; regulation of synaptic transmission, glutamatergic
Cellular component (GO): membrane
Molecular function (GO): adenylate cyclase inhibiting G protein-coupled glutamate receptor activity
Source: RefSeq, a predicted model, not a curated record